AUGUCGGAACGGAAUGUUGGCGGUUUCUUCCAAAAGGACGCGGACGCGAUCUUCAAGCCUAUGGGCACCUUUCCUCUCGCUUGCCAAUUUUCCUCGCUCAUCAUCGACAACUUCCUCGGGGGUGUGCUGGCGGUACAGCUGUUCAUGUACUAUCGCUACCACGGAGGAGAUAAGCUCUGGCUGAAAUGCCUCGUCGGCUAUCUUGGAGUCAUGAACGCCUUCGUUACCAUCUUCUACUGGGCGUACCAGUCCUACCUCUUCGUCGAGAACUUUGGCAACUUCCUUCCGUGGCUGGAAGUGCGGUGGUUGGCGCAAAUGCCAUGGAUCGACGGGAUCACUGUCUCCGCCGUCCAGCUCUUCUUCGCUUACAGAGCGUACCUCCUUCUGAACCGCAACAAGUUUGUCCUGAUAUUGAUCACGUGCAUGGUCCUCGGAGCGCUGGGAGGAGCUAUUGGCUUGACAAUCGUCUUUGGCGGACAAUCAUCGCUACUUGGUGCCACCAACUCUGGCCCCACUCUGAUCACAUGGCUGGCCUUGACCACCGCCGCAGAUAUCACCAUCGCCGUUUGCAUCAUCACUGGUCUGCUUCGAUCCAAGUCCGGAUGGACACACACAGAUAAGCUGGUCAUCAAGCUCAUUCGAUUGACUUUCGAAGCUCAGCUUCUUCCGACAUGCCUCGCUGUUGCCUAUCUCAUCGAAUGGAUCAUCACGCCUGCUUCGCUUUUGGGCGCCACCUUCCAAGCUCUUCAGUGUAAGACCUACACCGUCGGCUUCCUCAUCACCCUCUUGUCGAGAACGUCUUUGCUCUCAGAUUCCGAACACCGGAGGACCACCAAGGGCGCUCAGGUGUACGGCAUGUCCUCUCGAGGUCCAAUCGAGGUUGCUGUCCAGGUCGAAACGCACGUCAAUGAGAACAAGUUUACCGUUACACCGGCCGGAGAUGAGUUUCAGUCGACAUACAAGCUCGAAGACAACGAUUCGACCUCGGAUAUCGAACUCGGCCACAGCAACCCAUCGCAGGCGAGGCUGCACAACCCCAAGCCGUACCCUGCUCAGCCAUACGCGACUUCGGCUAUCCCUGAUGGCUUCUAG
Molecule: messenger RNA, 1092 nt
Organism: Dioszegia hungarica
Lineage: Eukaryota; Fungi; Basidiomycota; Tremellomycetes; Tremellales; Bulleribasidiaceae
Exons: 14
Coding region: 1-1092 (363 amino acids)
Source: RefSeq, a predicted model, not a curated record